Patiria miniata (bat star) is the source of this 2134-nucleotide messenger RNA. RefSeq names its product serine/threonine-protein phosphatase 6 catalytic subunit. The transcript has 8 exons. Lineage: Eukaryota; Metazoa; Echinodermata; Asteroidea; Valvatida; Asterinidae. Gene Ontology annotation, molecular function: protein serine/threonine phosphatase activity. Gene Ontology annotation, biological process: peptidyl-serine dephosphorylation; G1/S transition of mitotic cell cycle. Gene Ontology annotation, cellular component: cytoplasm. The record is from RefSeq and is a predicted model, not a curated record. The coding region runs from base 63 to 983 and encodes 306 amino acids.
UUGUUCCGUUUAUGAGCAGUAGCUAGAGGGCGCCCUUCCAUGACUCACGAAUCACCAAAAAAAUGGCGGAACCAUCGUCGGUUGAAAGAUGGAUCGACAUCGCACAACAGUGCAAAUAUCUACCAGAAAACGACUUAAAGAAACUGUGCGACUACGUGUGUGAUCUUCUCCUGGAGGAAUCCAACGUUCAACCUGUAUCGACUCCAGUGACAGUAUGCGGAGAUAUACAUGGACAGUUUUAUGAUUUGGAGGAGUUGUUCAGAACAGGGGGCCAGAUUCCCGACACUAACUACGUGUUCAUGGGUGACUUUGUCGACCGUGGUUACUACAGCUUGGAGACAUUCACUAGGUUACUGACCCUCAAAGCAAAAUGGCCGGAUCGCAUCACACUUCUCCGUGGCAACCACGAGAGCAGGCAGAUCACCCAGGUCUAUGGAUUUUAUGAUGAGUGUCAGACUAAAUAUGGCAAUGCGAAUGCCUGGCGAUAUUGCACCAAGGUCUUUGAUCUCCUGACAGUAGCUGCUAUAAUUGACGAGCAGAUCCUGUGCGUUCAUGGAGGUCUCUCUCCAGACGUCAAGACAGUCGACCAGAUCAGAACCAUCGAGAGAGCUCAAGAAAUCCCCCACAAAGGAGCCUUCUGUGAUCUGGUUUGGUCCGAUCCUGAAGAUGUAGACACUUGGGCCAUCAGCCCAAGGGGAGCUGGCUGGUUGUUUGGUGCUAAAGUCGUCAAUGAGUUUGUUCACAUCAACAACCUGAAGCUGAUCUGCCGAGCCCACCAGCUCGUCCACGAGGGCUACAAGUACAUGUUUGACGAGAAGCUGGUGACUGUGUGGUCGGCGCCCAACUACUGCUACCGAUGCGGCAACAUCGCGUCCAUCCUCGCCUUCCGCGACACAUCAACCAAGGAGGCUAAACUCUUCAGGGCCGUGCCAGACGCCGAGAGAAUUAUCCCCACGCGCACCACCACACCGUAUUUCCUCUGAUGGGAAUGUUUGGACAAUAUUUUAAUGGAAGUUGUGAGCAGGGACAGGACAAGGAAAAUUCAGCUUUCGGUUGUGUCUUUGCUGAUGGAAAAGUGUCAAGACUUGGAAUCUUCCUGCUCCAUUGGGAAUUCUCCUGAUGAACAUGGGAACCGUGUUUUCCUGAUGCAAAGUAGCACUGUUCUUAGAGACACUUUCCAAUGGUUCCAAUUUCGAGACACUUAUUUAUAUUUGGUCCUUUUUUCUCAUUCCUAAGACUUGGUUGUAUACUUUUCUGGAAUUGUGGAUAUGCAUGACUUGUGUUUUCAGUUGAGUAUCUGCAUUGACAUGAGAUCAUUGCAUCAGGCAACAAACUUUAUUUGUCCCGUUACUGAAAUUUUGCAAUACUGUAUUUUUUGUUUUCAUGUGCGUUUAAAUGAGUUAGCACAACAUAGGAUGCACGAGAACACUAGAACGUGCCACAUACAUGUUUUGACAGUUUAUGUUUGAAAAUGUCAAGGCAUAGUUUUUCUCGAAAUGAUGCAACGAUGUCAUUUAAGUUCAAGACAAUAUGCAGAUGACACAUUUUGGGUUCGGAAACCAGGGUUUGAAGGAAUCAACCAUAGCCUGGGUAGCCAUACGUUAAUUAAAAUAUCAAGUUACCUUGUGAUUUAAAUUAAUAGAAGUAUUUUAAUUUAGGCCAUCAACCUAGUAUGAGCAGAAUGCUUGGAGUUGCAUGGUGAAGUUGAAAAUUUGCAUGUUUUUUUGUUUUAAAUUCAAGCCACCCUGAAAAGGUUUAAAACCAAACUUUUCACAAACUUUAAACAGGAUCAAAAGGAUAAUUUUGGCAAUUCCCUGGCGCAGUUCGGUAUCCAAAAACAAAAACUGAAAGACUGACCCUGCAAGUGGUGUGAUACCCCUUGUGUGUAUAUCUGUGUAACAUUGUAAUAUUCGGUUUAAGUAAUGUUUAGGUGUAGCAUGUGUACAGAUGUUGUUUUUACCGUUUCUGUUUUGAAGUAAGAAUCCAUUUAAUUUUUGACCAAAGGUCUUACUAUCGCUGUUAGUUUUAAAACUUACCCAAGCUAAGGCUUGUGAAAAGAAAUUCCAUUUGUAAACAGUAAUUAAUUGCUGUACCCAUUAAAAGGAAGCGUAAUAAUACAGAUAUCUAACGAGAA